AUGAGUAACAUCGUGGUCUUAAAAAGUUUCUUAAUUAGCUUGGCAGGAAGUGAUCUUAGAUCCAAUGAAGAAGGGCUCAUUGACCGCUACAUGAACUCUUUUUACUUGACGGAUGCGUCCAACAUGCUACUGGUACUACACAGCGCUACAAACUGGUUACUCUUUUAUAAAUUUCCGACAAUUUCAAAGAAUAGUCGUCGUCUUGCUGGAAUGACUCUUACAUCCUCAUAUCGGGUGGUGCCAGUGAGGCCACGCGUAGCAGAAUUUGUUUUAAGAAGAAUUACACCUGCAAAAAGAUCUAUAGGAAUGGAGAUUUUAACAAAGGUCUCAACAAUUUCUACCUUCCUAAUAAAAGCUCAAACCAUCGAUUCAGAUUUGCUCAACGAAUCCAGAAAUGGUUCCAAUCAUUGUGGACACACAGAAGACAUUGCCUGA
Messenger RNA from Strongylus vulgaris, 435 nucleotides. NCBI's taxonomy places the organism in Eukaryota, Metazoa, Nematoda, Chromadorea, Rhabditida, Strongylidae. The record is from the annotation of a GenBank genome assembly.